AUGGCUGUCUUCCCGAUCGUCGCAACAGUAUUCCUGCUACUUUCGCCGUCGGUUUUAGGCCGCACUAUUCUGCCGAAGGACUAUACGUCUAAAUGGCAUUCGAAAAUCCAAUCCGAAGUCAAAGACUUCAAGUGGGAGAUUUACACUAACGGCAGAGGCAAGAUGGAGAAGGGCAAGCUUAAAUGCAACGGGAAGUGGAAGGACGCGGUUGCUUACGGGGCUCAGAAGAAGGAGAUCAGAGAGUUAUGUGUACGUUUGCAUGAGAAGCAUCAAGAUGAUAGAGGGUACGAAGACUCCCCUACGAAAUACAAUUGUAUUCUCGACCCGAACGAUAAGGGAAACGAUCAUGGAAGGAAGAACCGUGAUUGGCUAUGCUAUGAAAAGGCCCCUAAGGCGGUGUUGCUUCCUCCUCAUGGUCCAUCGUUAGAAUCUGACUGCCCAGCGGAGAACCCUAUCUAUCACAGAGCUCGAUGUGGCGUUUCUAUCGUACCCGAGGCUUGUCUCUUCCCACACUGCGUCUACCGACCUUGA
Molecule: messenger RNA, 531 nt
Organism: Perkinsus marinus ATCC 50983
Lineage: Eukaryota; Perkinsozoa; Perkinsida; Perkinsidae
Exons: 6
Coding region: 1-531 (176 amino acids)
Source: RefSeq, a predicted model, not a curated record